Molecule: messenger RNA, 5689 nt
Organism: Saccoglossus kowalevskii
Lineage: Eukaryota; Metazoa; Hemichordata; Enteropneusta; Harrimaniidae
Product: laminin subunit alpha-3-like
Biological process (GO): animal organ morphogenesis; tissue development
Source: RefSeq, a predicted model, not a curated record
CUCAGCAGAUGAAAUAGCCACGUUCGGUAUUACUCAAUGAGGACGCGCUUUAACAAAGAUAUAUAUGCGACAUAUUAUGAAAAUUUCAUAAAUAUUCGUCAUUCGAGGAUACGUACAGAAAUAUGUAUUUUUAUGGCGUGCAUUGAGUUCCUCGUCGUGAUGCGAUCUUCAAAACAUCGCCGUUGCUGAGAAGCUUCUCCAUUUUUUCGUGUAAUUUCACCGUUGCUUCGCCCAACCAGCGAGCAGGCAUCGUGAACAGUGCCAGUAGCCCGGGCAGCUGACGCCCUUUACAGGACGGGAUAAUAUCAAAGAUGGCGGCAGAUACCGGCUGCAACUUUCGAAUCCCACACCCACAUUUUCGUUUUAAGCGAUGGACGUUUCUGCUGGUGUUUUUAACUCUGCUUCAUAAUACGAGGACGCAAGAAAAUGUGAAUUCCCAGGCGUGUGAGAAGGUAUUGAGCAGUGGAACCGUCACCUACCACGCCUGCAUCAGUAAAAUCGAAUUUCUGUCGUUUUUGAACCUCGACCCGAUAAUAGAACCAGAAAACAGCACUUGUGGGUACGAGACGGACCCUAAAAACAAUGAAUAUUGCACAUUGGGUUACGACCAAGAUUGUUCAGAAUGUGAUGCUACUCAACCAGACUUGGCUCAUCCAGCACCCUAUGUGAUAGAUACAGCAUCUAGUGGAGGUGAAUUAACUUGGUGGCAGUCACGAUCAUGGCUAGACUUUGUUUCCGAGGACGAUGAUUUCAUCAUUAAUGUAACAUUAUCAAUGAGGAAAGGCUACGAGUUAUCAGAUAAAAUUAAGAUAACUUUCAAAUCUGGGCGUCCUCAGAAAAUGGUAAUUCUGAAAUCAUCAAAUAACGGUGAAACAUGGGAUCCUUAUCAGUACUACGCUCGUGACUGUGUAAGUGCUUUUGGUAUGGAACCAAAAGCCGAUCCCUCGGAUAUAACUGAUGUUACAGAGGUCAUCUGUACUCCUGCCUAUAGUGGAUCGCUUCCAGAGAAAGAUGGUAUCGUGGAAUUUGAUCUUAAUUUUAGGCUAGAAAAACUAUUUGCGGACACUGUUGGUUCAGACAAUGACCUCAGUCUUUUUUAUGAAGUAUUUGAAAGUGAUGAAAUUCGAAACUAUAUCGAUGUCACAGAUAUCCGGAUUUCUUUGAUGUACCCAGCGACGGACGGUUUGGAAACCACUUUGAAACCCGAAAAUUUGAGAAAUUAUUUUUAUGCCAUCUCAGAUAUUUAUUCUAGUGUAAGAUGUCAGUGUAACCUUCAUGCUGAGAACUGCAAUGAAUUAUCAGGUGGACAGUAUUCAUGUGAUUGCAAACAUAACACUAUGGGUGUGAAUUGUGAAUUAUGCUUACCACUGUACAACAAUCGACCGUGGCAAGCUGGAAGCUAUCUUCCUUAUCCUAGUGGUACGGCUAACGAGUGCCAGCUUUGUGAUUGCAAUGAACAUGCAGCUAACUGUUCAUAUGAUGAAACUGUUGGUAAGGGUGUGUGUGAAGGUUGCGAAGACAACACAGCAGGAUUGUUUUGCGAAAUCUGUGUCGCAGGUUAUUAUCGAAACCAGUCUGAGCCUGUGAACAGUCCUGACGUCUGUAUAGGAUGUGACUGUGAACCGCUUGGAACUCUUCCUACGUCUGAAAAUGUUACGGAAUGCUCGCAGUAUGAAAAUGAUGUCACCGGGCAGCCAGUCGGUCAGUGUUCAUGCAUCGACUUUGUUACUGGGAGACGAUGUGAUGAAUGCAUUGAUGAGUAUUACGGUCUGAAGCAAGUGGAAAGUGCGGGACUCUGCAAAGAAUGUGGAUGUAAGAUUCUUGGCACGGUGAACGCCAGUAAUGUGUGCGAGAAAACCGAGGGACAGUGUCCGUGUAAACCAAACACUUUUGAAAGAGACUGUAGUAGGUGUAAGGAUGGUUUCUAUGCGUUUCCUAGUAGUACUGAAAUGGACUGUCUCGCGUGUCGUUGUGAUUAUGGUGGUUCUUAUACACAAAUCUGUAACAUUGUAUCUGGUCUGUGUGAUUGUCGGCCAAAUUUGAUUGGACAGCGAUGUAAUAUGGUUGACAGUGGAUACUUUUACAAUUACCUAGAUGCUAACAGUUAUGAUUCUUGGGAUGCUGUUUCUGCCUGUUCAAGAGAAUCUGAUUUACCCAUUGACUACACCGGAGUGGGUUAUCUUGUCUGUCAAGAUAACACAAAUGUGUUAUUUCAGAACGUGAAGGCAUUUUCUGUCAUGUCUGAUAUACAAAAAUAUCUUCCAGUUAUACGAUACUCAUACAAUUCCUCUGACAACUGGUACUCUGCAAGUUUGUCGCUCUCUGCAACUGGUGACUCGGCCAAUCAAGACUUAUUACAUGAGUUAGCUGGUGACGUUGACCCGGAUACUUCAUCUGGCAAUACCACUGAUGCACCAACAACUGCCGAUAUCACAUGUUCAGUACAAGCUGGGAUUAUUAUGAGUAUUGCAGUUGUGUUUACACCUGGCCAAGAUAUUUCGUGGCAACCUGUUAAUGUUGAAGACGACCUCUUAGAUGUGGAUCGCAGAUGUAACUAUGAAUUGAAUCUCCAACUAAUGAGUUCUGGAGAUGGUGCUGAUAACAUUCAAAUAGAUAGUCUAGUUUUGAUGCCAGUUUUGACGGAUUUUCAAGUUUACAAAUAUGGGGCAUGCGAUUGUAAUAUGAACUACUCUAUGGGUGACACAUGUACUGCACAUGGUGGUCAAUGUGUAUGUAAAACUGGUGUCUACGGCAGACAGUGUGAUCGGUGUCAACCAGGAUACUAUAACUUAACUGAAGAUGGCUGUACACCGUGCAAUUGUGAUCCUCUGGGUUCUGCUAGCUUGGUAUGUGACUUUGAAUCUGGUCAGUGUCCGUGCCAAGAGGGCGUGGCAGGCCUAUCGUGUCAGGAGUGUUCAACAGGAUUCAAACGAGCUUCACCAGAUGAUGGGUCUUAUAGCAUUUGUGAGGCAUGUGAGUGUCCUUAUAUUGACCCCAGUGCAGACCCAAAUACGCAGCCCUCAGCUCAGCGAGCUACUGAAUGUGAACCAGACACCGGUAUUUGUAUUGACUGUUCAUCUGGUUCAACUGGUGACUUCUGUGAGAUUUGCAAGGAAAACGUCAAGGGACCUGACUGUGAUCGAUGUAUUAGCUUCUUUUAUGGAUUUGAUACUGAAUUGUUUGGAGGUGCCUGCAAUGCGUGUAACUGUAAUACAACUGGUACUGGUGGAGUCAUGGAGUGUGACAAUGGUAGCGGUCAAUGUACAUGUAUUGGUAAUUAUGGAGGAAAGCAAUGUGCUCGAUGCAAAGACAAUUUUUACGAUUAUGAUUCAGGAUGUGUUCCAUGUGAUAGUUGCUAUGACGUUAUUGAUGAAGAAAUGACCAAAUUAAGAGAGUUGACACAAAACUUAACAGACUUUGUAGGGUAUUUGAGUAGUCAAGACAACACAACAGAACUUGGACCAUUCUACAUCAGACUACAAGAGACAGAAGAUGUGAUAAUGGAGCUGGCAGCAAAUAUCAAUGAAGCAGUCGCCGAAGAAGAUGAUUUGAAUGCAAGAAUAGAAUCAUUGAAUGGCACAAUGCAGACCUUGAUGAGUCUGCUGAGUAAUGACAUCACUAAUGCUGUCAACGAGACCAACGUUGAUAUCAAUGAAGCAGUUGACAAUGUUGCUGGAAGUAAAGACACAAUCGACACAAUAGAACAGAGAAUUACCGACUCUUACAACAUGCUGAACAGUGGUACAUUAGAGCAAGCUCAGAUAACUCUACAAGCAUUGCAGUCUGACUUAAAUAAACUUGAUAUACAGAUCACAUCGGCUGCCAGUUCUACAACGGGUGAUAUCGCAGAUUUAGAAGCACAAGUCGAUGAUAUGUCAACAAAAACAGAAGCCGCCAGACAGAGUGCUUUACAGGCUUUACAGACUGUACAGGAAGCCCAGCUACUUCAUGAUAACACCACAAACCGUGUGUCUGAUCUCCGUUCUGCUGCUACAUUUGUACAACAGAAAAGCGAAAACUUAGAUAGCCAAGCAACAGAAAUGUUGAGCCGUGCACAGUCCACCAAUCAGGAAGCCACUGCAGCACUGACGAAGGCUAUGUCGCCAAAUGACAACGCUGAUACUGAUGUCGAAAAUCUAAUAGACUCUGCUAGUGUUAAGAUUGCACAGGCUGGCGCUAUUGAAAAUCAGGCCACUCAGGCACUUGAACAAAAUCUAUAUAUCAUUGAUGAAGUGGCAGAUGCUGGCAAUAUAACUGACAUUACCCUGGCUGAAGUUAACACAGUCACCGCAGAUGUUACCGCAAGAUAUGACAGGUCAACAAAUGCAUAUACACUUGCAAACAGUGCUCUGGAAUUAUCAGGAGCAACAUUCGAUGCAGCCAAUGAGAUGUUAAAUACAUUAGAAAAUUUUGAAAGCAUUGUAGACGAAGUUGAGCAGGCAGCUGAUACAGCAAUGGACACUGUGGCAAGUGUUGUAGAAUUGAGUAACAGUGCGACAUUAGAAGCCAGGGCGAUACAAAGUGAACUAUCUGAUUCUGAACUGCAUGCCGAUUCUGCUUUGAGUAUCGCAGAUGAAGCAUUCAACAUGGCUGAAGCUGAAAGAGAGAGCGUGGCACCUGCUAAUAACCGAGCUAACCAACUUGCCGAAGAAGCUGCCGCGAAAUUAACAGACACUGACUCGUUGAUUCAGGAUGUAAAAUCCAUCAAUACCACGUUAGUAGCACCGCAACAAGCGAUAUGUAAUGAUUAUGCCACCACUAUGGAUACGCUAGAAGCAACAGUCCUGGAGGCAACUGACCAAUCAAAUCAGGCUUUGGUCAUGGUGGCUCAGACGGAGACUGACUUGAAAUUGCUUCUUGCGAGUUUGGAAAACAUUGGAACGAUUGACACUUCCCAAUUGUCUGGAUAUGCUGAAAGGAUAGCCGCAGCAAGGAAUACUUUUACGGAGACUGAUUUUGCAGCGUCUAUCGCUGCUUUGAAAAUUGCCGUUGAUGAACAGCAAACAUGGCUUGAUAGGACUAGACUCAAAGUUGAUUCGCUACAAUCACAAGUUGAUGCGCUGGAAAGUUUCAGAGUCACUUCUGGCUAAAUAACACCCCCCUUACAACAUAGAUUAUUCUACCCGUCAGUGAAAGCUUGACUAUGCAGUUGGCUGCUAAUAUUUUUGUACCCUCUAUUUUAUAACAGUUUGCUCAAAUGGAAUAGUUUCAUUGUAGUUUGUUCUUUGCACCCCCAUUGAAAAUGGAAUAUUCCAACCAUAUACCAAUAAAUUGAGGGGGCAGUCCAUAAAUGGAAGAGUAUUUAGGAUGCUCUUCCAAGUUCACGAGAUUUGCCAAGUUAUAUAUUUAACUGAAGUAUUCCAUUUCCUUGCAUUUUUGAAGAGAUUUUUUUUUAAGUCAGUUAGACCACCACCAAGCGGAAAUCUUUUAUUUAUAGAAAGUUAGUUGUAUGGUGCUAUGUAGUGAAGAAACCUCAUUUAGUGCCUAAACUCAACUCAAUAAAAAACAAAUGUUGAAAAUUUUGAAAAUAGAACCUCUCUGUUUUUCAAAUCUAUGCUAAUACUUUAUUUAUUUGUUUAUUUACUUUUUUUUGAACUGCCAUUUUGAAGUUUUUUUGAUAUUUCUUGAUUAUUGCUCCUGCUCUUUCUCUAGUUCCACAUAGAAAACCACUUAGGUAGUCCAGUAAUGA